AUCAUAGAUUAAAAUGUAAUCUAUCAUAUAGUUCUAGAUGAAUACACAUAGAUAGGCCACGGCAAUCAGACUAUUGGCGACCGAAUUUUUGUUAAUUUGUACCUGGAGAAAUAGAGCUGUAAUAUUACAUAUUUAAAAAUUGCCCAGCUUGUAGAUAUUUUGGUAUAGCCACGAUUAUGUACGGCUAACAUGGCUAGCACAAAUUAAGAUAAAAACCAGUUAUUUAAAAGCAAUGUGUAUUUUAUCUAUUAUCAAUUAUUUUGUUAUUAAAAAAUUAUAGUUAACGGAAUACAGAUAAAAUACUUUCAUCUAGUCUGUGAUAUUAUAUCGUUCAUUUAUAUAGUGGCUAAGGGUUAUUUUUAAUGAUAAUUUGAUUAAUUCUAUGGAUUAUAUAGUAUUAUUCAAAACAUCAGUAGCUCUCUGAAUUUCCAGACAUAUACUUAUUUCUCUUGAUUUCUAUUGUAAUUAAAAUUGUUGUUUAUAUUUUUCACUUAUUACAUUAUUCUGAAUUUAAUUGAUUAAAAAUAACUAAAAUUAUAUAGUUCAACCUUGUUAAUAAUUCUUUAUAAAUUUAAAUUAGCAAAUCUAUGAAGUUAUUUGAAAGUUAUAUCAUUUUAUGUAUAAUACUAUUUGUAAUAGCCAUUAAUAAUUGUUAAGUUCAAUGAUGCUUUGCCAAAUUUUAUAAUAACUUGUAAUUUCUAAAUUUUCAUGCUUAGAUGUUAAUUUUAAAGAUUUAUAAUAAUUAAGACAGAUAAUAUACAGGAGAAUUAGUAAUAAAUAAAAUGGAGAAACCUCCUAAGAAGAUAAAAAUUGAAGAUGAAUUUAUUCCACGGGAUUAUCAACUUGAGUUAUUAAAAGAAGUUGAAAAAAACAAUACAGUUUUAUACUUACCUACAGGAAGUGGCAAAACUUACAUAGCCACAAUGCUUAUAAAAUCUAUGGGACAUUCAUUAAAUAAACCAGUAAAUAAUGGAAGAAAAAGAACAUUUUUUCUAGUAAAUACUGUUCCAUUAGUUUUACAGCAAGCCUCAUUCUUAAGAAAACAUUUACCGUGGAAUAUUGGAACAUUUAGUGGUGAUAUGAAUCUUGAUUUUUGGUCUCAAGACCAAUGGGAUAAAAUAAUUGAUGAUUGCCAUAUAAUGGUUAUGACUGCACAAAUAUAUUUGAAUAAUUUACAUCAUGGUUAUAUGAAAAUAAAUGAUGCCAAUCUUCUCAUUUUUGAUGAAUGUCAUCAUGCCAAAGCAAAUCAUCCUUUUAGACAGAUAAUGCAAGUUUACCAUGAUGACAGCAAAAAAGAAAAUCGACCUCGUAUUCUUGGACUAACUGCAACUUUAAUAAAUAGCAACUGUAAAAAUAUUAAAAAUGAAUUGGCUACUUUACAGCUAACUUUUAAUGCAACAAUUCAAACUAGAUAUAAUGAGAACAUUAAAUUGUUUUCAACAAAGCCUGAUUCACAAGUUUGCUUGUAUGAUAAAUUUACUCUUAAUACUGAACAAAUGUUUAUUUCUGAAAGAUUGAACUCAUUUGCUGAAAAAUUAAAAAGAAUUUUGACUACACCCAAUAAUGAACCAAUUGUUGAAGACAAAGAAAUAUUUCAUAUGGAAAAUUUAAAGCAAGCUACAAAAAAUUUAGCAAAUUUCUUUUUGGAUAUUGAUGUUAAUUAUUUGGAUAGUGGUACAUACAUUGGAUUUUUAGCUACCUGGCAUUAUAUUAUUGAAAUUGAAAAAAAGAAAAAAUUAUCUGAAGACGGAGAUAAAUUUAUUAUUUUUUCAUUAGUUUUAUCAGAAUUAGUAAUAAUUAGAAAACUAUUUUCUGACUACAUAAAAAAACAUUCCAAAUCUACUGAAGGCUCAUUAGCCUUAAUUGAAAAUUCUUCUCCAAAACUAUUGAAACUUAUUUCAUUCUUAAAGAAUGUUAAGCGUGAUGAUUCUUGCCUAAUUUUUGUUGAUCGUAGAAGUACGGCCAAACUUUUAUACCAUUUUAUUAAGGAAUUAAAACUAAGAAACUUCAAUUUCAAAAAUGUAGAAUGUGAUUUUAUUGUUGGUGCUAGAGGUUUGGCAUUUAGUCCUUUAUCUAAUGAAGCUAUGUAUCUUAAAAAACAAAAUCAAAACAUUGUUAAAAGCUUCCAUAAAAAUGAUAUUAAUGUUUUGAUAACCUCUGAAGUAUUAGAAGAGGGUAUUGAUAUACCUGAAUGCAAUUAUGUUAUAAGAUAUGACCUGCCAAAAAAUUUUCCAUCUUACAUUCAAUCUAAAGGUAGAGCACGAUCAAAAAAUAGUAAAUUUAUUGUAAUGACCCAGAAUUAUGUAGAAUGUCAGCAAACACAAAAUGUUUACACUAGUAUGGAAAAAGAAAUUGAAAAAAUUUUGGUAUCUGAAUGUAUUGAUGAUAGUAGUAAUGAUGAUGAGCAAUCUGGAGAAAAUUUUCAAACAGAAUUAGCAACAUUAACGCAUGAAAUGGCUAUAGGUAUUAUUAACAGGUAUUGUAACUCAUUACCACAAGAUCUCUUUUCUGUUUUGAGUCCAGAAUGGUGGCUUGCUGAAACACAGAAUAAUCUUAAAAAGUACAAGCUCAAACUUCCAAUAAAUAGUGCUAUAAAAACAUCAAUUGAUGGAAAAUUUUGUUAUUCAAAAAAGAAUGCAAAGAAGAGUUCAGCAUUUAAUGCUUGUAUUCAGCUAUAUCAUGCUGGGGCAUUAGAUGAAAACCUCUUACCAACAUCAGUUAAAAAUAAACUUGUUUAUAAUGAUGUUAAUUGGUUUCCACAUUGGGUUGAAAAUGACAAUGAAGCAAAAGACUGUAAGCCUGGAACUAAUAAAAUGAGAAGGAUUGUAAAUAUACAUAGUCCUUCUUAUUUGGAUGGUGUAUAUCCAAUUUCAAAUGAAACAUUAUAUUUGCAUAUGAUUGAGACUGUUCCAACUUAUGAAAAAUUAGAUGAUAAAAAGUAUGAAAAAUUUGAUAUGUUGAUUAGAUCAAAUGAAAAAUUUGCAAUUUUAACUUCUAAUAAAUUACCACCAGUAUCCCAGUUCCCAAUUUUUUUAAAUUUUGGACAUUUUAAUGUUUCUAUUAAAGUAAAUACAAAAACUAUAAUUCUUGAUCAGGAACAGAAAGGAAAGUUAGAACAAUUUCAUAAUAAAUUGUUUGUGGAUGUAUUAGGUGUUAAAGACUUUGUAGUAAGAAGUUAUAAAAAUGGGAAAAACUCAUAUUUAAUUGUACCUAUAAUUGCUUCAGGAAAUAAAUGUUCUAUCGAUUGGAAAGUGAUUGAUAUAAAUAUUUUUGUUGAAACUAAUCCACCAACUUUAGAUCAAAGAAAAGCCAAAUUUUAUGAAAAAUAUUUUAAUACGCCAUAUAUAAUUUCACCAUGGUAUAGAAAUAUAACUCCUAUCCAAAUGUAUCUUGUUAGCGAAGUUCACAAAGAUAUGUCACCUGAAAGCAUAUUUCCUUCAGAUAAUUAUGAUACGUACAAAGAUUACUUUCAAGAUAAGUAUUCUAUAAAAGUAACAAAUCCAGAUCAACCAUUAAUUCAAGUUAAAUCAUUAGGUGUACAAAAAAUCAAUUAUAUAGUACCUAGAAUUCAUAAUGGUAAAGUUGAUAAACGUAAUGAGUUUAUUGAAAUACUUAUACCUGAAUUUUGUAUGUGGCACCAGUUUCCAUCAGUUUAUUGGCUUAAAGCAUUAAUGUUACCAACCAUUUUAUAUCGAUUCAAUCAGUUAUUACUUGCUGAAGAUCUACUUGAAAAAAUUAAUAAAAUAUGUGGUUUUAAUUUUACAAAAAAAAAUAACUAUUCAGAAUCUUUGAAGGUUGACAAAUUUUAUGGAUCCAGAAAUAUGGAAAAGAAGAAAGUAGAAACAAUUUUGCCCCUUUGUGAAACAAUGAAAUUAUUAAAAAAUUCUCUUAAUGAAGUAAAUGACUGGAAACUGAAGGAUCUACCUAUUGACAUUGAAAGACAAAAAAAUACAACUGCAUUAGAUAUCAUAAAUUACAUUUCAUUUAUGAAUCCAAAAAAAAAAUUAAAUGAAAAGAGUACUAUGUUAGAAACUUCAGAAAAUCAAUUAGAAGAUAAGGAUUUUAAUGAAAUUAAUCCAAAUAAUGAUCAAGUGGAUGAAAUUAAAACAAUUAUGAAGACUGUAUUAAGUAAGAUUAACUUAUUAAAUUUUGCAAAGAAUAAAGCGCCAAUACUUGAAUCAUUAUCAAAAUGUAUUUCAAAUUAUACAGUUGGACCAAGACAAUGUGAUAUUUUAAAGGCUAUAACACCUUCUUGUACAAGUGAUAUAUUUAAUUAUGAGUGUAUGGAAACAUUUGGUGAUAGUUUCUUAAAAUUUGCCACUUCGUUGGUUCUGUUUGAUAGUUUUGAAAAAGAAAAUGAAGGUGUUCUCACUGAUUUAAAAAUGAAAUUAGUGGGCAAUAGAAAUUUAUUUUAUAUUGGAAGAAAUAUUAAUCUUGGAUCUUAUAUUACGGUUAAUACUUUUGAACCAUCAAUGGACUGGGUACCUCCUUGUUUUUCUGUACCUGAAAAGUUGGUAAGCGAUAUUAAUAUUUUUGACCAAGUACCAUCUGAUGUUUUAUACCAAAUUGUUAUUCCAAGAGACGAUAAAUUAUCAGGAGAGUUAUCUGAGAAUACUUGGAGUCAUAUAGAAAAUGAAUGUGUCAGAUUCAAAGAAUUAUAUGAUACCGAAGUUUCACCUAAAUUUGGUUACUCUCAAUCUGACAUAUUCUUAAACAAACAGUCCAUUUCUGAUAAAAUGGUUGCUGACAGUGUAGAAGCAUUAAUUGGAACUUAUGUAUAUCAUUGUGGUUUAGAAGGAGGAUUUAAAAUUCUUAGUGGAUUUGGUAUAAUACCAUCUGAAUUUGUAAAUGUUUAUAAACCUAAAGUAGUUUUAAAAAAUACAGUUGAUGAUAUGAAUAUGUCACAAUUAGUACCAGGCUAUGAGUUAUUAGAAAAAAGAAUUGGUUAUGAAUUUAAAUGCAAACAUCUAUUGUUAAUGGCAUUAACUCAUCCAACUCAUGUAUUGGGUUUCUCUGAAUGUUACCAAAGACUUGAAUUUCUUGGAGAUGCUAUACUUGAUUUUUUGAUUACUUCUUAUAUUAUUGAACACUGUACUAAUAAAUCACCAGGUGAAAUCACUGACAUAAGAUCAUCAUUAGUUAAUAAUAUUACAUUUGCUUCUUUAAGUGCUCGCAUCGGAUUACAUCGAUUUUUAUUAUCUGAAUCAAUAAAGUUAACUGAAGCAAUUGAUCGUUUUUAUGAACAUCAAGAAAAAAACCACCAUCAAGUUGGUCAAGAGGUACUAUAUUUAUUAGAAGAAAAAGAUUGUAUGGUUGCUGAAGCUAUUGAUGUUCCAAAAGUUUUGGGAGAUUUAUUUGAGUCAUUAAUAGCUGCUAUUUAUUUAGAUUGUGGUAGAGAUUUAAAAUUUGUUUGGCAAUUUUGUUACAAAUUAAUGGAACAAGAAAUUAAGGAAUUUUCAACUAACAUACCAAAAAACCCUAUUCGAAUUUUACAUGAAACCAAUGUCCAACCUUCAUUCAGCAAACCACCUACUUCUCAAAUAGCAUCUGAUCAUAGACUAGGGACUAUGAUACAAUUAGAAAUUUUUGUUGAUAGUCAAAAGUUGACAAUGUUUGGUUUAGGUAAAAAUAAAAAAGAGGCAAAGUUAGCUGCUGCAAAAAUGGCUCUUAAAAGAAUACGAAAUGUUUUAUAAUCUAAAUUAUGUAUGAAAUAUAAAUAAGUUUUUCUUUAUGUUUAUUUUGUAUUGAUUGUUAAUGUUGUCCAAUUUUUUCACUUUUUAUUUUUUAAAUUAAAUAUAUAGUUUAUUUUUCAAAUUUUA
Molecule: messenger RNA, 5819 nt
Organism: Daktulosphaira vitifoliae (grape phylloxera)
Lineage: Eukaryota; Metazoa; Arthropoda; Insecta; Hemiptera; Phylloxeridae
Product: endoribonuclease dcr-1-like
Exons: 29
Coding region: 783-5693 (1636 amino acids)
Biological process (GO): apoptotic DNA fragmentation; siRNA processing; rRNA processing
Cellular component (GO): cytoplasm; RISC complex; nucleus
Molecular function (GO): ATP binding; deoxyribonuclease I activity; RNA binding
Source: RefSeq, a predicted model, not a curated record